AUAACAUGGAAACCAGUUAAUCCGAAACACCGGAAGUAACAUCGCUAAAGCUAACCUGGCUAACGAUGUCUGGGAGAGAAGAAUCAACGUGGAGGCCGCCGAGGGUCUGUGACGACUACUGGAGUGAGUUCAGGCACUGCAAAAGUUUAAAGAACCGUUUUCACCAUUACUAUGCACAUGGUACCUCCCCAUCCUGCCUGCAGUGGGAGGAGGACUACAAGAGCUGCAGAGAGUGGGAAAAAUACAAAAGCUCAGAGGCAAAGGAGGCGUUGCAAAGAAGUGAGAGAAAUCGUGUGGCAGAGCAAAAAAAUUUUAUCCCUGUGUGGGAGCUCAGGAAAGAGCCCCCAACAGACUGGCACAUGCCUCUGAACCAGGAAAGGCCUCAGGAUUCCUAAACUACUCGUGUUACUCUGCUGUCACCGCUUCAUGACAUAUUCCAAUCACUCAUGUUUAAUUUCAUGUGCAUCACAGCCUUUGGAACCAACUGUUGGACAAAUAGGCCUUUACUCACUUGCUAUUACAGAGGAUUUCUGAGAGAAAUGUGUAAAUUCUCGUUCUCAACCCAUGAGUUCAAUCCAGUAUGUGCACAUACAGUCCUUUUGGAUUUAACUGAUCCAGUUGAGAGGCUCACUACACAAAGCUCCACUGGAGCAGCUUGCGUUCACGGAUAAUGAACUGUUAAUUUCUUACUAUUUUCUGGUCUUCACCUGCAGUAAAUGUGCUGUUUUUCAUGCUACAUUUGCUCUACUUAAUUAUAUUGUGCCGUGAAGUUUUAUUUAUUAAAAGAUACAACAGGACUUUAUCAAGUUUCACUCCAUCAAUGACUGUUUUUCUGCCUUUCUUAUAAUUUGUAUAACACAAAUGAACCCAGUCAAUUAAAAAAAAAAAGUUUAUUUUUAAGUUGUUUGAUGAUUAUUUCUUUGUACAAAAAUUUGAAAAUCAAUGCAUGAUCUCCAUGGAUAUUGUGACAGGAACUGAAGUAUCUGUAUGCCUCAUACACAUGUAUACUGUAAGGAUGCUUCUGAUCUGAAUGUGGAAACAAGGAGACACUGGAACAAUGCCAUGUGGUCCCUGUCCAU
Molecule: messenger RNA, 1079 nt
Organism: Salarias fasciatus (jewelled blenny)
Lineage: Eukaryota; Metazoa; Chordata; Actinopteri; Blenniiformes; Blenniidae
Gene: c12h22orf39
Product: chromosome 12 C22orf39 homolog
Exons: 3
Coding region: 66-395 (109 amino acids)
Source: RefSeq, a predicted model, not a curated record